AUGCUCAUCAGCAAUGCCCAAGAAAAGAGCAUUACCAACUUCCAGCUUACCUUUCUCACAACCACCCAAAACAAGAAGAUGGUUCCCCUCGUCUGGCUCGUCACUGGCGCAACUUCCGGAAUCGGUCGCGCUACUAUAAAUGAGAUCAUUUCUCGCGGUGACAAGGUGAUCGCCUCCGGCCGCAAUGUCGAGCAGCGCCUCGGCGAACUCAUAUCCGACACUGUCGCCCUGCUCGAGCUGGACACCACCUCCAGCGAAGAAGUUUUAAAGCGCAAGGUUCAAGAAUCCUGGAACAUCUUUGGUCACAUUGACGUCCUCUUCAACAACGCCGGGAUGUCAUCCAUGAAGAGUGUAGAGGAAGCCGACGAAGCCUUCACAACCCCAGCCGCCUGGACUUCGCUCCCUUUUCUGGGAACCUACAGCGCCUCCAAGGCUGCCCUCUCAAGCUACGUCGAGUCCCUGCACAACGAACUUGGACCGCUGGGAAUCCGAUGUGUGUCCAUUGAGUGCGGUGGGUUCCCUACCAAUCUCGGCCAACCACGGUCCGAGGCGGAUUCUGCUUUCGGCACUGAAGGGACCAGUCUGCCGAAUGCGUAUGGCCCGCUGUUGGCGAAGGUGGGAGGCAUAUUUAUGAGCGAUCCCAUGAAAUUCAUGCCGGGACAUUUGGGUAGGGUUGCGACAGCGAUUGUUGAUGUUGUGAAGACGGAGGGAGUGGUGAAUGACAAGAAGUGGGUGGCCAGGGUGCUGCUGGGAUCGGAUGCGUAUGAGAGCGUGGUGCAGAAGUGUGAGGAGAUGGUGAAGAUGGCCGCGGAGUGGAAGGCGGCUAGUUUUGGGACCGACCGGGAGGAGGCUUUCGAUGGGAAGACGGAUAAGAGGUACUUGAAGUUUACGUCUCUUCUGGAUGGGGAGGAGUGA
Molecule: messenger RNA, 915 nt
Organism: Sordaria macrospora k-hell
Lineage: Eukaryota; Fungi; Ascomycota; Sordariomycetes; Sordariales; Sordariaceae
Source: RefSeq, a predicted model, not a curated record